Nasonia vitripennis (jewel wasp) is the source of this 9444-nucleotide messenger RNA. RefSeq names its product protein sidekick (gene sdk). Gene Ontology annotation, biological process: cell-cell adhesion. The transcript has 33 exons. Bases 804 to 7574 code for a protein of 2256 amino acids. The record is from RefSeq and is a predicted model, not a curated record. NCBI's taxonomy places the organism in Eukaryota, Metazoa, Arthropoda, Insecta, Hymenoptera, Pteromalidae. Gene Ontology annotation, molecular function: protein binding.
CAUUCCAGAGGCCUCGCUCGGCACUGGCAUAGCUCGCGGCGCGCCGUGCGCGGACCGUUGUCACGUCGCUUCUCUCUCUCUCUCUCUCUCUCUAUUCAACUGUAUGUGAAGUGCGAUCCCGCGCGCAAAAUACAACGAACGCAUCCACGUAUCCCGAGUGUAUUAUCCCGAGGCUUGAUGUGCCGCGAAGAAGAGGAGACACAUAUCAGUGCGCGUUUCAUCGAGUCUCGAGCGCGAAGUGUGUUUGGAAAAAGGUAACAGCCGCGGCGUUGCCAGGUUGAGCACCAGGUGAGACACAGAAAGAGAGAAGCGCCUUUCGCUUUGCUUACCUGCGCGCCGCUCGCGUUUGUACCUACGGCUCUGCUGUGUGUGUACCUUCGCAGAUAUAUAUAUAUACAGUGUGUACUAUAUAAACGACGCCGCGCGGCCUGCUUUUCUCCUGGAAAAUCACGCAGGUCGCCGCUGUCGUAACGGAUUCGGAUUCAAAAAAAUCGAAUGUGCGCGGAUGCUGCGCCGAAGCCUCACCUGCUGAAGCCUGGACUGAGGGAGAGGUGGAGAAUAUGACGUGCUAUGUGAUUGUCAUCGGAGUAAAAAAGUGCAGUGGAAGCCUCGGGGAUGUAGCUUCCAGGAUCGGUUGCAGCCCGACGACGCGGUGCGCGACGUGAGAGAUCGUGACUGCGAUUGUUGUUGUUCUUCUUUUCUUCGUGCGCGCGACUGCAUAUACGAGUAUACAUACAAGAGCAGAGAUAUAUAGGAAAGAGACGAGUGGAGUUGUUACAAGUGGGUGUGUGAGUGCGGAGAUUAUGGCCAGGAGGAAGGAGCGAGGACUUUUUCCCGAGGCCAUGGCUCGCGCUGCGGGGACCAGGAGGACGACGGCGGCUGCGAUUCUAGCGGUCCUCGGCGUCGCUGCUUGCUGCCUCUUUGGAACUGCCUGCGCCACCGGUGAGUCACGAGUUCACGCUAACCGUCUCAACUAUCCUCCGUCCCAGUCCCUACAGGAGCCACGAUUUAGUACUCAGCCCUCCAGCAGCGGUGGAAUUCUCAGCGAGAACCGAACGAAAAUUUUCCAGUGCCAAGCCGGAGGUAAUCCGCAGCCGAAGUACAGGUGGUUCAAAGAUGGAAAGCCCCUCACGAAUGAGCUCACUUCGGAGUACUUUUACCGGAUACACAACACCCGGAGGGAGGACUCCGGGGUCUACUACUGCGUCGCCACCAACGAGGUCGGCGCCAUUUUCAGCGAGAGGAUAUCCUUCUCCGUGGCAUACAUGGGCGAGUUCGAGGACCUGACCGAGCGCGGUCUCGAGGUGUCGUCCGGCGAGGCGGCCGUCCUGGAAAUGCCCCACAUCGAGAGUCACCCAGUCCCGGAAGUGAUUUGGUCAACUUCCGACGGGAUCAUUCCUUACACCAUUAAGUACGCCAAGGUUUAUCACAAGCUCCUCAUCCUCAACGCCGCCGAGUCCGACGAGGGCUCCUACAGGGCACGAGCCAUCAAUACGCAGCUGGGAAAGGAGGAAAACAGUCCGUUCUUCAAGCUGAAAGUGACCGGCGACCCGAACGCGGAAGUCGCGCCUACGAUCGUCGUCAAGCCCGAGGACACGAAAAUAAUCAAAGACCAAGGAACGACUUACUUGCACUGCAUCGCUAAUGCCAGAUCUCUCCACGAGCUGAGAACGAUAUGGACGAAGGACGACAUUCCGAUCGAGGAUGCGCGCAUAGCUUUCAACUUCCAGGACUCGUGGAACAGGACGCUGAUACUGAUAUCGGCGAACCUGACUUACACCGGCGUCUACGCCUGUCACGUCGAUCUCAGAAGCGGAGGCUACCCGACCAUUAGCGCCAGCGCCAUGAUCGAGGUUCUCGAGAAACCCACCUUCGUGGCCGAACUGAAGCGGGUGACCCUGAGCGAGUACGGGACGACGGUGACGUUGCCCUGCGACACCGAUGGGGUACCCCCGCCGACCAUCCAAUGGUUCAGGAACGCCGAACCCGUCGACAGCCUGCUGGGAACGAGGUACGCCAUGCAAGAGGACGGCUCGCUGACGAUCAAGAAGCUGACAAUGGAGGACUCGGGAAUGUUUCAGUGUCUGGCGCUCAACGAAGCCGGCGAGGCGUCCAGCUACACCUGGCUCAAGGCCAAAAAAAGAUCGGAAACAGCUAUGAAAGAGAGAAAGAGAACGGCCCGUCGAGCCGCCGGUUAUGGUAUCGUCGGAGUGCGCCAGGAUAAUCGUCGCUUUCAGUUCUUUCAGUACCCAGACCCUUCGAUACCGAUAAUGGAAAUUCCACCGCAAAACGUCACAGUACUGGACGGCAAAGAUGCGAAUCUUAACUGUCGAGCCAUCGCUGCACCAGUGCCCAACGUCACCUGGAUGUACAACGAUACGACCCCAGUCGAGAUAGCCGGCCGAGUUCAAGUUUUGGAGAAUGGAGAUCUGUUGAUAGCCGAUGUGAAGCCGAGCGACGCUGGAAAGUACACUUGCAUUCGCGCCAACGAGGCUGGUUCCGUAAACGGAUCGGCUUACGUCUCGGUGCUAGUGAGAACGCAAAUUAUUCAACCGCCGGUCGACCAGUCGGUUCUUCUUGGUCACACCGCCGAGCUCAAGUGCGAGGUAUCAAAUGAUCCGAGCGUCAAAUACGACAUCGCUUGGUUUCAUAAUUCUCAAGUGAUAAACACGCGAGCGAGUCCGAGAGUGAAGAUGCAGAAUGACGGUACGCUGGAGAUUGGGGCUGUACGUGCAUCCGACGUCGGCGAGUACAUGUGCUCGGUGGUGUCGUCUGGAGGCAACGAGACUCGCACUGCCAGGCUCAGUGUCAUCGAGCUGCCGUUCGCACCUAUUAACGUUGUCGCUAGCAGGGUUGAGGAAAUCUCGCCCAGGACUAUCAAUGUCACCUGGGUUCCUGGCUUCGACGGAAACAGUCCAAUUAAGUCUUUUAUCGUGCAGAGGCGAGAGGUUCCUGAACUUGUCAAAAUGGUACAUUUCCGAAAUGACAAUGAUUUUAUAGGACCUCUUCCCGACACAUCCCUCAACUGGAUAACGGAAUAUUCAAACAUAUCUGCAAGCAAUCGUUGGGUCCUGUUCAAUAAUCUCAAAGCUGCGGCAGCCUACCAAUUCCGCGUGAGCGCAGAGAACAGUGUUGGCGAAGGACCAAGUUCGGAACCCAGCAACGUCGUCCUGCUUCCUCAAGAACCGCCAACCGGUCCGCCGUUGGGUUUUGUGGGCUCGGCUCGCUCCUCGUCCGAGAUCAUAACCCAGUGGCAACUUCCGGCCGAGGAGCACCGGAACGGCCAUAUAUUGGGUUACGUAUUGCGCUACAAGCUGCACGGCUACAACGAAACGCCCUGGAUGAUCCAGAACAUAACGAAUGAAGCGCAGAAGAACUAUCUCAUCACCGAUCUGAUAACCUGGAAAGAUUACAUUGUCCAGAUCGCCGCCUACAAUGAUAAGGGCGUCGGCGUUUUCACCAACGAGCUCAGAAUCAAGACUAAGGAAGGAGUACCUGAGGCUCCACCAACCGACGUGCGGGUAAAAGCAAUCAACUCGACGGCAGUGAACGUAUGGUGGAAGCCGCCAAAUCCACAGAACAUCAACGGCAUUAACCAGGGUUACAAGCUGCAGGCCUGGCAUAAUGGAGGCUUCGCCGAGGAGAACGAGUACAAAUCUAUCACCGUCGCGCCCAAUCUUUUCGAUCCUCAAGCCGAGCAGAACGCGGUUAUUCCAAAUCUCAGAAAGUAUACGCUGUACAACAUAACCGUUUUGUGUUUCACCAACCCCGGUGACGGCGAAAGAAGCGCGCCCGUUUCUGUUCGUACUAGCGAAGAUGUUCCUGGCAAAGUGGAAAAUCUGCAGUUCCUCAAUAUCAGCGACCGCGCCCUAACAGUAAAGUGGCGUCCGCCUAAGGAAAUCAACGGAGUUCUCACCUUUUAUCAGUUAAAGUAUACGAUUAAAGAUAAGCCCGACACACUGAGAGUGCUAAACUUCACCGCUGAUAUGCUAUCGACGAAAAUAGAACAGCUACAGGCCACCACGCACUACACUUUCGAAGUGUUGGCUUGGACUUCAAAGGGCCCGGGAGAGCCAAGUAUAGCUACUAUACAAUCGGGUGUCGAGCCGGUACUUCCCGAGCCGCCGACAAAAUUAGCGUUGUCGAACAUAGACGCGUUUUCUAUUGUACUGCAAUUCACUCCCGGCUUCAAUGGCAACGCUUCUAUUUCAAAAUGGACUGUACAGGCACAAACCACUCGCAAUACGACUUGGCACACCAUAUCUGAAAUUUACGAUCCGGACGCGAGAAAAAUAAUGGUAGAAGGCCUCACUCCCUUCAUGCAGUACAAGUUACGCUUGAUCGCUAACAAUGUUGUGGGGGCUUCUGCACCGUCGGAACCAACAAAAGAAUUCCAAACUAUUCAGGCCCCACCGUCUCACCCGCCUAGAAACGUAACUGUUAGGGCGAUGAGCGCUACUGAAUUGCGAGUUAGAUGGAUCCCUUUGCAACAAGUCGAAUGGUACGGCAACCCCCGAGGGUACAAUAUAACUUACAGAGAAGUUCGUACCAACAAAUCCAAAAGUAUCAGCAUUGACGAUCACACAGCCAACUCGUACGUGCUCGAGAAUAUGGAAGAGUUUGCUCUGUACGAAGUAUACAUGCAUGCUUACAACGACGUCGGUUCUUCCACCUUAAGCCCCAAAGCCGUGGAACGUACGCGUGAAUCUGUUCCAUCUCUUGGGCCUAUUGGCGUUGAAGCUAAUGCAACUUCAUCAACGACGAUUGUAGUCAAAUGGAAAGAGGUACCGAUCGAGCACCAAAACGGACAAAUUGAAGGAUACAAGGUUUACUACAGGGCAAACACGAGAUCUCCAUUCCAAUUCAAAAACAUUCCUAGCAAUUCCACUUUUACCACGACUUUGACGGAACUGAGAAAAUACGUUCAAUAUCAUGUGCAAGUUUUGGCUUACACCAGACUUGGCGAUGGAGCUCUAAGCAUGCCACCAAUCAGGGUUCAAACAUUUGAAGAUGUUCCUGGCCCGCCAUCCAACGUAUCGCUACCUGAUGUUAGCUUCAAUACAGCACGAAUAAUUUGGGACACGCCUGAAGAUCCGAAUGGAGACAUUCUUGCAUUCAAAGUAAUGUUCCAUUUGAACGGAAGCAUGAAUCAUCAGUUCGCUAAAGAAUUUUCCGCAACAACUAGAACGUUCACGGCAACGAAUUUGGAGCCAGAGAAAUAUUACAUGUUUUCGGUGACAGCUCAGAGUCGAUUGGGCUGGGGCAAAACAGCUUACGCUUUAGUAUUGACGACUAACAACAGGGAACGUCCACAACCUCCGUCGAAGCCGCAUGUGAGCCGGUCUCAAGUGCAAAGUCGACAGAUCACUUUUAGUUGGACACCUGGACGAGAUGGAUUUGCUCCUUUGAGAUAUUACACUGUACAACAAUCGGAAAACUCUGGUCCUUUCCAGACCAUACCAGAACGAGUAGACCCAUCUUUGACGUCGUAUACCGCAAAUAAUUUGAAGCCAUUCACUUUUUACCAAUUUAGAAUUCAAGCGACAAAUGACAUUGGCCCUUCUGCAUGGAGUAACGAAUCUAUUCAAGUUAAAACAUUGCCAGCUGCCCCGUCCCGAGGUGUAUCAGGCUUGAAAGUCGUUCCGAUAACUACGACAAGCAUCGAAGUUCAUUGGGAUCCUAUUGACGAACUCCACUGGAGUGGUGACCACCAAACCGGUGGCUACCGUAUAUCUUAUCAAAUUCUCUCAGACUUUCCAUCUGCUAUAGCUGGACCACCGAAAGAAGAAGUCAAGGGAAUCAAUGAAACUAAGAAAACCUUGACCGAUUUAACCGAAGAUAAAUACUACGAAGUCAUAGUUGCUCCAUUCAAUUCGGAGGGCGAAGGUCCUCCAAGUCUUCCUGUGACUGUUUACGUUGGAGAAGCCAUCCCAACGGGAGAGCCACAGCAAGUUACUUUAGAACCGAUCUCCUCUACAGAAGUUCAACUCAAAUGGAAGCCACCUCAGGCAAACAUGCAGAACGGCGAACUUUUAGGCUACAAAAUAUUUUAUCUAGUAACGGACUCUCCUCAAGAAUUGGAAAAGAAGCAAGAGGAAGAAAUCGAAGUUGUUCCCGCUUCGUAUUCCAUGCAUAGUUUAGUAUUCUUAGACAAGUACACGCAGUAUCGCAUACAAGUUUUAGCGUUUAAUCCAGCUGGUGAUGGACCGCGAUCUCCUCCGAUUACUGUCAGAACCAAACAGGAUAUUCCUGGUCCACCGCAAAAUUUACAAUUUAGUGAAAUAACUUUGACAAGCUUGAUCGUUUCGUGGGAUCCACCGAAGAUGCGCAACGGAGAGAUCGUUGGCUACGUCGUUUCUUACAAAACUUCCGAACAAAAUGACCGAUUCAGCAAACAGGUCAGACAGAAAGUUACGGAAACGAAUUUGCUCAUCCAACCAUUGGAAGAGGAAGUGACUUACACUUUUAGCGUGCAAGCUGAAACUAUAGAUCUCGGACCGCCGAUAUCUGGUAAUGUGACAACCGGUCCCCAGGAAGGUUCGCCUAUGGCGCCAAGCGGACUCAUCAUCACAAAAACGGUUUCCAGUGUGGAUUUGCAGUGGACAAAUGGCGCGACAGGCAAGGGUCCGAUACUGGGCUACUACAUUGAGACUAGAAGCAAAGGAAGAGAAGAUUGGCAUCCUUACAACAGUCAGUGGCUGCGGAUAACUCGAACAGACAAUGGUUUAUUAACGGAGUACAGCGUAUCAUAUCAGAAUUUGCUUCCAUCGACACUGUAUCUAUUCAGGGUGAUUGCUUACAAUCGUUACGGAAUCAGCUACCCCGCGUUUUCAACAGAAACGAUCUUAACACCCUCAAAGCUGUACAGGGAGUAUGCUUACUUGCAACAUCAACCCUUCUAUAGACAAACGUGGUUUAUGGUAACUUUAGCAGCCACGUCGGUUGUCAUAAUCAUCAUGGUGAUUGCAGUGCUUUGCGUGAAAAGUAAAAGCUACAAAUAUAAACAAGAAGCCCAGAAAGCCCUGGAAGAGUCGAUGGCGAUGGACAUUGAUGACCGGCAGGAGUCCGAUCUCGAGCUCUACCGAUCCCGGCAGACUGGCGGCGUCUCUGGAAUGGGUAAUGGAUGUGGCACCCUGGGUAAACGCAGUACUUUAAGUCGCAAAUCCGCGCACCCGCCGCCACCAGCGGUAUAUGGCAAGUCGCCACCUAGGCCCUCGCCUGCCUCCGUCGCUUACCACAGUGACGAGGAGAGCCUCAAAGGAUACGACGAGAAUCCCGAUGACAGUAGCGUGACGGAGAAGCCUUCUGAAAUCAGCUCCACGGAUUCACAGGCGUCAGAGAGUGAAAACGAAAGCGUGCAGUCGGACCCGCACUCGUUCGUGAACCACUACGCCAACGUGAACGACUCUCUGCGGCAGUCAUGGAAGCGGCAGAAGCCCGUGCGCAACUAUUCGUCGUAUACGGAUUCCGAGCCGGAGGGCAGCGCGGUUGUCAGCCUCAACGGAGGCCAAAUCAUCAUGAACAACAUGGCGAGGUCACGAGCACCGCUCCCCGGCUUCUCGUCCUUCGUCUGAUCGUUCACAGACUUCCAGAUAAGGACUUCAUUAAACUCUGAAAGAUUUUAACUGUGUUAUUUAUAAAGAGGAAAAACCACCUGCCCGCGCUUGAGUUAUCGCUCAAGCGAAAAGACAUUUUUCGCGUUAUGUAUAUCAAGCUUGUGGCGAAUUUUUAUUGUGAUAUAUCGUUAUGUACGUAUUAUUUAUAAUUAUUUACACAUCGUUUAUCUUAGGCGAUACUUAUACAUGCAAACCGUUUGGCUACUCUACGUUUCUCGAGCAUCAUUUUUCACGUUUGCUAAAGGCUCUUUGCGUAUCGCUUUGCACGGCUAUAUUUUAAGGAUAAUUACUUAAUACCUAACGAAGGCUUCCGCUGUGACUCUUUAGCGAUGUGAAGCCAAAAAUAUUUGUUUGUAUACUUGGAACGACUACUUAUAUGCAAAACCGUUGAUAGAAUUUUUCAUUUUUUUACGCGUGGGGACGAACGUCUUACGAUUCGCGAUGAUUAUUCUUUAGUUAUUUCUUUAACAAAAUUUAUCGGAUGUAAAUUUCGUAACGUAGAUCUUAACUUUUGACAAAAGGGUAGUUUUUAUAUGUACAGAACUGUACAUAUGUGUUUCUCAGUCAACAAGUGUUUAAGGUAGCUAACGAUUUUCGGAAUUUUCAGUUCUGUGAUUUUACUUACAUAUUUAUAUGCGAUCCAAAAGCAAUUAAUCCAUAUCAUAAUCAUGGACGAAUGAAGCAGCAGUUGCCUUACAAACAAUCGAGAGAAACGGGACUCAUCCAAGUCUCUAAUAAUUUGCAAUUAGCGAUGUAAUAUUUAUAUCUUAUCAAGAUAAUAGGAAAAUAUUAGUCUAGAUGUAAUUAGAAUUUUUUAGGGGUAUGUAUGUGGGAGUAAAAAGUAUACUGAAUGACUGUUUGCGAGUGCUCAUAAAGACACUUUGAAAUAAGUCUGAAUUAUGCAAUUUUGCAUACUGUAGUUUAUCAUGUAUAUUUUUUAUGUUGUAUCUCAUUUAGCUUUUUGACUACUAUGAAUGAUGUUGAUAUACUAGAGAGAAAAAAAUGUACAUUGUGUUUUUCCCCAAAAUACGGGAAAUCGUACUUAUCAGUUUGACGAAACUUUUUUACUUUUUAAAAAAUGAUAAUCAAAAAAAUGUUGUUGUUUUUUUUUCAUAAAUCAUAUACACAAACUGGUAAGUUACAUAUCUAAAUAGCAGCUUCGGUAAUCAGUCAUCAUUGAUGCUUAAACUGAAUGCUUAGAAGAACGGUCAUGUUGUUUAUAACUGUAAUAUUGCGUAUGAAACUUCAUGACCAAUUUCAGCGAAUACUGUAUAGAAUUAAAGGCUGAUGAAUCUAAAAUAGUUAAAUGAUCUUUCAACAAUAUCAUUAUUGCUCUUUACAAGAAAGCACAUUAGAAUACGAGCUUCUAUUAGAGAAAUUUAUUAAUAAUAAGGCAAUAGUAAUUUUUUUUAACGAUCGGUAAGCGUAAUAUUUAUUGUCGUUGAGUCAUUAAUGAGCCAAAAGAGUGUUGCUUGAAUAAAUCGACAUAGUAAGCUCGUUGCGCGCACUCUGCUAUAAAGACAAUACUUCACAUCGAUGCGGAAAUGAUUAACUUUCAUUCCCGAAAACCUGCAUCUCAAAUUUACUCAUCAAAUACAUAUGUAGUUUAGAUUAUCAACUACAACUUAGAAUAAAUAUCACCAUCCGGUGUUUUGUAAUAAAGAACUUAUUGUUAAUGCAGAAGCAUAGCUGCUCCUGAAAUACUGCCAAUAAACUUUUAUGUUCAAAUUUUCUAUUAUUAUUUAUACUGUAACGAGAAGCGAAACCGAUUGAUUAUGAAUUUGUAAUGAAAAAUCAGUUUUAGAAAUAUACUAUCAUUUAAUAAGAA